GGGCGCACGCACACACCGAGGCGCACGCACACAGAGAAGCGCGCACAGACACGGUGCGCUCCUUCGGCGGAGGCCAGAUGUUCUUCUCCUAACCUGGAGAGAGCGGUCCCGGCCUUGGGGCCGGCCCCGGAUCUCCCGCAGCCCUCCAGGAGCUCGGGUCCAGGAUGGGGCCGCCCCCGGGCUCCCCGCCGUCCCUGCUGCCCGCCGCCGCCCUCUGCCUCCUUUCCUGCCUGCUGUCUGCACCUCGGGGCCACGCGUGCCCGGCGGGCUGUGUGUGCGCGGACUCCCAUACGGUGGACUGCCGGGCCCGAGGGCUGCCCAGCGUGCCGAGCGCCUUCCCCCUGGACGUGCGGAAGCUGCUGGUGGCCGACAACCGCAUCGAGGCCAUCCCGGCUGACUUCUUCAUCUUCUACGGCGACCUGGUCUACCUGGACUUCCGAAACAACUCUCUGAGCUCGCUGCAGGAGGGGGCCUUCAGCGGCUCCGCCAAGCUCAUCUUCCUGGACCUGAGCUACAACAACCUGACCGAGCUGGCCGCCGGCACCUUUCGCUCGGCCGGGAAGCUGCUCAAGCUCAGCCUGGCCAACAACCGGCUGGCCGGCGUGGACGAGGCCGCCUUCGAGAGCCUGGAGUCGCUCCAGGUGCUGGAGCUCAACGAUAACGACCUCCGGAGCCUCAACGUGGCCGCCCUGGCCGCCCUGCCCUCCCUUCGGACCCUGCGCCUGGACGGUAACCCGUGGCUUUGCGACUGCGGGUUCGCCCAGCUCUUCUCCUGGCUGCAGGACAACGCGUCCAAGCUGCCCAAGGGCCUCAGUGAAAUUCAGUGCUCCCUGCCCAUGGAAAACAGAAGAAUAUUCCUGCACGAGUUGUCCGAAGCCAGUUUCAGUGAGUGCAAGUUCAGCCUCUCCCUAACAGACCUCUUCAUCAUCAUCUUCUCAGGCGUGGCCGUGUCCAUCGCCGCCAUCAUCUCCAGCUUCUUCCUGGCCACCGUGGUCCAGUGCUUCCAGAGGUGUGCUCCCAACAAAGAUACAGAAGAUGAAGACGAAGAAGAAGAUGACUGACCUGGAAACUCCUCACACUUAAUGUCUAAGGACUUAAGCCAGGAACCGUCUUAGAGAAAAGAAGGGAAAAUGGGGGCAACUGGAAAGUUUUGUCUGCCAUCAGCACAAGGUCAACAAGACCUUUCUCACUCCUCUAGACCUUGAGGUCUCAGACCCUGUUGGCAGUGGUUGAAGAAUUUUAUUCUCAGGACUUAGAAGUCAAAAGAAAAUGAGGGACUCAGGAAACAGUAUGGGAACCAUUGCAUUGUUGCCCAGUCUCUAAGAAAAGCCAUGCCCUGACCUGGGUCUGCAAGGAGAGAGAGCAAAGGUCAGAGCAGGCUUUCUGCCUGAGGAUGAGGAGACCCAACCAGGAAAUAAGAAAACUCAUAGUCUUUGACUAGAAUAAUGAUUUGAGUUCAUUCAUUUCUCACUGACCUUACUGGGGUAUUAGCCAUGAUGAGGUGAGACCAAAAUAUUUUCCACCUCCCAAGUGACAGUUUGGGGUUCAAGUCCAGAACCAGACUGAUUAAAGAACUGUGGUUUGUAGUCAUGAAGUGAUGGGUUUGACUCCUGCCUCAGACACAUACUAAAUGUCAGUGGAUCUCCCUAAAUUUCAAUUUCCUCAUCUGUAAAAUGGGGAUGAUCACAGCUCCUACCUCACAGGGUUGU
Messenger RNA from Sarcophilus harrisii (Tasmanian devil), 1709 nucleotides. RefSeq names its product leucine rich repeat containing 38 (gene LRRC38). The transcript is spliced from 2 exons. The record is from RefSeq and is a predicted model, not a curated record. The coding region runs from base 165 to 1061 and encodes 298 amino acids. Gene Ontology annotation, molecular function: transmembrane transporter binding; voltage-gated potassium channel activity; potassium channel activator activity. Gene Ontology annotation, cellular component: voltage-gated potassium channel complex. Lineage: Eukaryota; Metazoa; Chordata; Mammalia; Dasyuromorphia; Dasyuridae.